CUUUCCCUUUGAUAAAAAUGCUUCCAUUUGUCUAAUAUUAUUAUAUUAAUACUGCUAUUAUAUGUACAUAUAUAUGUAUAUGAAAUUAUGUAGAAAAAUUGUAGUGUUAUGUUAUAUACUUUAUAGCAAUUAUGAAACAAUCCUCUUUCGAUGCGUUACCCAAUAUUUAACAAUAUACAACAUAUUACAAUAUAUAAAGCCACAUUUACUCUACGUUUGUAAUACCUUCGGUAAUAUAGCUAUAAAUAUACUGGAAUAGUAGAACUGUUAUUAGAUCGAGGGAAGUAAGAUCUAUUUUAAAGGGUAGCGUCCUGUGUCUGACCCCAUGUAGGAGCCGGCAAUUUCUCGAAGUGUGUGCAUGAAAAACUUUCAAAAUCGGUAACGAACUGAAGACAUUUCCGUACUCUUUCUCAAUAAGUGUGCUGUCAAAGCAUUAGCACUUGUGAAUCUUACGGAUUCUUUUUUUGUUUACCUUUUCUAUCUCUUCUUGUGAUUACGACCUUAGCCUCAUUUUCAACACUUUUUUUACUGAGAUUCUAACCACGUGUGAUUUAAUUUACGAUGUCAAACUUACGAUCACUGUUUGUAUCAGUAUUAGCUGCUGUAGGAACCAUAGCUGUAAUAGGAUUAGCAGUGAAAUUUUACAACAGUUGGAGAAGUGAUAAGAAAAAGAAAUCUCCAAUUUUACUGGUUGAACCAGUUGUUAAAUAUAGUUUACCAUUAAUAAAAAAAGACAUAUUAAGUCAUGAUACAAGAAAAUUCAGAUUUGCAUUGCCAACUUCCGAUCAUGUAUUAGGAUUACCAAUCGGUCAACAUGUUCAUUUAACAGUGAAGAUUGGGGAUGAAGUUGUUAUACGCUCUUAUACACCUGUAUCAAGUGAUGAUGACCAUGGUUAUGUAGAUCUUGUUAUUAAGGUAUAUUUUAAAAAUGUACAUCCAAAAUUCCCUGAAGGAGGAAAACUGUCUCAAUACUUAGAAAACUUAAAAAUUGGGGAGACAGUUGAUUUUAGAGGACCUUCUGGUCGGCUUGUUUAUAAAGGCCAUGGAAAAUUUUCUAUAAAAAUUUUGAGAAAAGAUCCACCUGUGGAAUAUAAUGUUAAAAAGAUUGUAAUGUUAGCUGGUGGGACAGGAAUCACACCAAUGCUACAAUUAAUUCGUGCUAUAAUAAAGGAUUCUACAGAUGAAACUCAAGCUUCGCUACUUUUUGCCAAUCAAACAGAAAAAGAUAUAUUACUUCGAGAAGAAUUAGAUGAUAUUGCAAAGAAUCAUCCUAACAAAUUGAAACUCUGGUAUACAAUAGAUACUAGUAGUGAAAAUUGGCCGUACAGUACUGGAUUUAUAAAUGCAGAUAUGAUCAAGGAUCAUCUAUUUCCUCCAUCACCUGAUACAAUAGUACUUAUGUGUGGUCCACCUCCAAUGAUUAAUUUUGCUUGUAAUCCUAACCUUGAUAAACUCGGUUAUGACCCAAAAUUACGAUUUGCAUACUGAAGCAACAAAUUAUUUUUGUCACAUUUAAAUGUAGAAUACAUUUGACUUGCUAGUUACUUUGACUAAAAAAUUGGCUUAUAAUUUCAAGUUCACUUAAGUUUAUAAAUUUAAUACUCGUAAACAUAUUUCAUCUUUUAGUAUAUACUGUAUAUUGGUCAAUGUAAACGAAUAUAAUAUCAGUUCAAGAUUUAAAAAUACGAGUUAGGUUGAUUUGAUAUACAUAAUUGUAUUCGUUACAAUUAUACGAAUUCAUUAUAUUUUUAAUUGCAUUUUUGUUCAGACAAUUGCAUUCUUGUUAUAAAUGACAUUUAUAAUAAUUCUUUUUUCAAGUUUAUAAUUUUGUAUAGAUGUUGCCAAUGCAAAGCUUUAGUAAAGAAAAUAUACAAUUUUAGGGUAUUAAGGGCAUUUAUUGAUGUUAAACCUAUUGUAUUGUUAUAAAAAAUGAUGAUCGCAAAA
Messenger RNA from Bombus huntii, 1944 nucleotides. RefSeq names its product NADH-cytochrome b5 reductase 3. NCBI's taxonomy places the organism in Eukaryota, Metazoa, Arthropoda, Insecta, Hymenoptera, Apidae. Gene Ontology annotation, cellular component: mitochondrion. The transcript is spliced from 4 exons. Gene Ontology annotation, molecular function: FAD binding; oxidoreductase activity. The coding region runs from base 562 to 1488 and encodes 308 amino acids. The record is from RefSeq and is a predicted model, not a curated record.